Cladocopium goreaui is the source of this 1035-nucleotide messenger RNA. The record is from the annotation of a GenBank genome assembly. Lineage: Eukaryota; Dinophyceae; Suessiales; Symbiodiniaceae.
AUGCGCCGCUCCAUUGUGGCUGUUUCGGCCGCGGUACUGGCUGGCUCGGCCAUUUUAGUGGCUGCUUCGGCCACGGUAGCAAUGUCAAGCUUGGAAACCGGGGCCAAAUUCAGAUGGCGUAGUUCGGGCAAAAAAUGGUGUAACAUGUUCCUCGUCUCAGAUGGCCAGCCAGAGCUAGGGUCAUGGUUGGAUGUGAAGCAGCAACCUUGGGGUGUUGGUUGUAAAGUGUGCAAGGAAACUCGGGUUUCCAAUCCUUUCGCUUCUUAUUCAAUGACCAAGAAGGGCCAACUGCAGAACUGCAAUUUGAUGAAGCACCAUAAAAGCAAGGCGCACAAGGCAGCGGUGAAGGAAUGGUUGAAGGAAGGGGGCUGUGUUGGUCCUAGUCCCGAUGCAGCCCUGGCAUUGAGUCAGUUUCAAGAGCUGAUGGAGUGCUUUGGCGAGAAAAGAUCAUUGACGCAAAAAGAGCUGCAAAUGGCAUGGUGUUUGGCAGAGGGGUUAAAAGCUUUGGACCAAACGUUCAUUGCGAAAUCUUCUCACAUUUCUUUGAUGCGGGAUGAGCGGCAUGUGCGGUUGGCCAUACGAUUCAUGGCUGUGGCCCCAGACUUGACAACUCGAAGUGGCUUUUUAGGAGCCACCUGGGUAUUUCAACUCACCCAAGCUGCUGCGGCCGAGGCUUCAGCCACAGAAGCUUGGCUGCUUCGGCCAAAUCGCCUGGCUGUUUCGGCCAGCAAGGGUUUCGAGAAGACAGACUUCGAUCCACGACUUUUCGCGAAGAUCAUUAUCGAUCUGACACCUCUGGACGGCCGCAUGGCUUGGGCAGCCUUGCGAAAUCGGAGCACCACCCCUGAGUCCAGCUUGUUUUCGUCAGCUUACAGUGAAGCCGUCGGUGGCAGUGGGCAGGCACCUAGGACAAUGGAGACAAGUGAUGUGGCUGCCUCGGCCAUAGACGAGACGACGUGGCUGCAUCGGCCAUACCACGGUUGCAUCGGCCGUGUGGCUGCCUCGGCCAUAGGCGACGAUGUGGCUGCGACAUAG